AUUUCCGGCGCGCCGUGAUAAAGUAUAUGUACUAGUUACUGGCAACUGCCAAUAAUUUGACUGAACGAGGAAAUGUAAAAAAAAAAAAUAUAUAAUAUAUAGGAUUUGGUAGUCUCUAGACUGCCAGUGUGUAAUUUAAAUGCCAUUUGUCAAGUAAUUACCGCUUUUAUUGUUAUGACUGAACAAAACUCUCACCGAAUGUAGUAUAAUUUUGAAAAUGCAUUAAUUUGUUCACACUACCAUGUUGGAAUCAGAAGCUGGUCGUUGGACGAGUUUGUUUCCAACAAAAAAAUCAUUGUUCAUAUUUGUUUUGUACAUUGUUCUCUCGAUCAAUCACGGUUUGUUAGUAAAAAUAUCACAAGUCACCGAGACGGGGUUGUAUGAUUACAACGUUAUUUCAGUUGUUCUUCUGACCGAACUAUGUAAACUGCUGAUAUCACUUCUUCUAUUUUGUAAAGAUAAUCCAAUAAGAAGCAUUAUUGAUAAGACCAAGGAAAACUCUACACUUUUGUUCCUUUAUAUGAUACCGGCAUUUCUAUAUUGUUUUUACAAUAACUUGGCGUUCAUAAACCUAUCAAUAUUUGACCCGACAACAUAUUUCAUUCUACUUCAACUGCGUGUGCUAUUAACUGGAAUUGUUUACCAGUGUUUGUUUCAAAAAAAACUCAGCAAUAUUCAAUGGCUAUCGUUAGUUCUAUUAACCAUUGGAUGCAUAUUAAAAGAACUGAAGGUGGACGAUAAUGUUAAAAAACAUUCCUAUGGACUUGUUACCGGGAUGGUGUUGAUGGCAACACAAAUAUUUUGUUCCUGCUUGGCGGGCGUGUAUAAUGAAUACUUGCUCAAAAACGACCGCGGUUCAAAAGUCAAUGUGUAUGUCCAAAAUAUGUUCAUGUAUGCAGACUCGAUAGUUUGUAAUUUGAUACUAUGGCUGACAAUGUCGCAGCACACGCAAACCGCCAAGUCGCUGGACAGCAGUUCGAUCAAUUUUUGGGCGAUUUUAAUAGUUUUGAACAGUGCCGCGUACGGAAUAGUGACUAGCUUACUUUUGCAUAGUUUAAACUCGAUAAUGAAAGUAUUCGCAACGGCAGUCGAGCUGGUACUCAUUGCCUUGCUAUCGUGGAUAAUUUUAUCCUAUCCAAUUACGUGGCAGACUGCAGUUGGAGUGUGCAUAGUUUCGUUUUCUGUCGUAAUUUACGCUAAACAUCCAAUUACAAAAAAUGGCCAAAAAUCAAAACCUAUUAAUACAAACUCCAGUAGUGACACAGUAGUGUGAUGUUCUUUUGACGAAUACCACCGAAUUUAAUCUUCGUAUUACUUGUUGCAUAAAUAUAAUUAUGUAUAAAUGCAUUACAUAUAUAUAUUUACAAAUAUUAAAUUUACAGCAAACUGCUCACAAGUUUUGUUACGUCUGCAUAACACAAUAUAGCUAGUAUACAACCAGUUCAAACAAGGUCCUGUGUAUAGUAUUACUUAAAUAGGUACUUAAUAGUAUUAAAACCAAAGAUUUGUAUACCAAUUGUAUGUUAUUUAUUAUGAUUAUUGUACGUUUAUUUUGUUAUAAGCAAAUUACUAUGUAAGUAUUUUUAAUUACCAAAUACAAAAAUUAUUAAUCAA
Molecule: messenger RNA, 1614 nt
Organism: Adelges cooleyi (spruce gall adelgid)
Lineage: Eukaryota; Metazoa; Arthropoda; Insecta; Hemiptera; Adelgidae
Gene: senju
Product: UDP-galactose transporter senju
Exons: 5
Coding region: 242-1273 (343 amino acids)
Biological process (GO): pyrimidine nucleotide-sugar transmembrane transport
Cellular component (GO): Golgi membrane
Molecular function (GO): UDP-galactose transmembrane transporter activity
Source: RefSeq, a predicted model, not a curated record